Messenger RNA from Chlorella variabilis, 2595 nucleotides. RefSeq lists its product as hypothetical. Gene Ontology annotation, molecular function: DNA-directed DNA polymerase activity; damaged DNA binding. The record is from RefSeq and is a predicted model, not a curated record. Gene Ontology annotation, biological process: error-prone translesion synthesis. The transcript is spliced from 9 exons. Gene Ontology annotation, cellular component: nucleus. The coding region runs from base 1 to 2595 and encodes 864 amino acids. Lineage: Eukaryota; Viridiplantae; Chlorophyta; Trebouxiophyceae; Chlorellales; Chlorellaceae.
AUGGCGGCGCCGCAGCAGGGGCAGGGGACGGGUGGCGCGCCCCCCGCCUAUGAGACUGUCUUCACCAAUGCCAAGGCGGGGAUGGAGGGCGUGGAUGUGGAGAAGGGCAGCGCGCACUACGAGAACGAGCAGCGCAAGGAGCGGGCGCACGAGGACCACAUUGCGCGCAUGCGGGCCGCGGCGGCCGCGCUGGGCCCCACCGACCUGGCGCGCUGCACGGCGGCCAUGGACGCGCAGCUGGCGGCGCUGGAGGCGGGGCGCGACCUGUCCAGGACGUGGCUUCACGUCGACAUGGACGCCUUCUUUGCGGCGGUGGAGGAGCUGGAGCGGCCGGAGCUGCGGGGCCGCGCCUUUGCGGUGGGCGGCAUGGGCAUGAUCUCCACAGCCUCCUACGCGGCCCGCAGGUUUGGCGUGCGCAGCGCCAUGCCCGGCUUCAUCGCCCUCAAGCUCUGCCCAGACCUGGUCUUUGUGGCCCCAGACUUUGCCAAGUACACCGCAGCCAGCCAGCGCGUGCGCGCCAUCCUGCGCGACUACGACCCCGGCCUGCAGCCCGGCUCACUGGACGAGGCAGCGCUGGAUGCCACCGACUGCUGCGCCGCGCGCGGGCUGGGCGGCGGCCAGGUGGCGGCCGAGAUCCGGCGCCGCGUGCAGCAAGACACGGGGCUGACCUGCUCCGUGGGCAUCGCCCCCAACCGCAUGCUGGCCAAGAUCUGCAGCGACAGGAACAAGCCAAACGGCCAGUUUGAGCUGGAGCCUCGGCGGGAAGCUGUCAUGGAUUUUAUGCGGGAUCUAAGCAUCAGGAAGGUGCCAGGCGUGGGCAAGGUGACCCAGAAGUAUCUGGCGGCGUUUGAGGUGCAGACCUGCGGCGACCUGCUCACACACAAAGGCCUGCUGCAGCUGCGCACGCGCGCCCAGACGCUGCCGCGCCACAUCAGCGCCGCCGACGACCUGUUUGCCGCCGCGCGGCGCCUGCUGCUGGCGGAGCUGCCCUGCGAGCUGCGCCUGCUGGGCCUGAGGGUCAGUGGCUUCCUGCAGGCGCCGCGCCGCGCCCCCGGGCAGCUGUCACUGGAGCAAGCCCUGGGACGGAGGCAGCAGGAGGAGGGGUGCGGCCAGCAGCAGGAGCAGCAGCAGCGGCAGCAGCGGCAGCAGGAGGAGGAGGAGGGCGGGGCCGGCCAGCGGGGCAGCGCUGCCGCGGCGGGCAGCGGACGCGCCGAUGGGGGCAGGCAGGGGGCCGGCGGCAGCCAUGGCGGCGGCGGCCAUGUCGGCGGCGAGGAGGUGGAGGCGGAGGUGGCUGAGGAGGAGGAGGAGGGGGGUGUGGUGCACAGCAGCCAGGCGCUGGGGGAGGGAGAGCUUCUGGAGCUGAGCCUGCGGGAGUGGCAGGCGCAGGAGAGCAGCCUGGAGCUCAGCCUGCGAGAGUGGCAGGCGCAGGGCAGCGGCGAGGGCGGCGACGGCGGCGACGGCGGCGACGGCGGCGGCGGCGGCGCCUACUCCCUGCCCCCAUCCCUGCUCGCCUCCCCCGCCACGGCAGAGCGCUUUGAGCGCGAGGCGGCGGCGACAGAGGGGAGGGCGGCGCCGGCUGAGGGCGAGGGUGGGCUGGACAUGAUGCUUCAGCAAGCAGCAGGGCGGCUGGCUGCGAGCCCCGCCCUGCGAGAGGGGCAGGCGGCAGAGGGCAGCCCUGGGCAGCAGGCAGCCGCACCGGCAGAUGAGCAGCAGCAGGUGGAGCGGGAGGAGCAGCAGCAGGAGCAGCAGCAGGAGCAGCAGGAGGAGCAGGCUGAGCAGGAGCAGGCGCUGCCGGCGGCCGCCCCCCAGCACCACCAGCAGGGCCCUCCCUGGACCUGCAAAGCCUGCACCUUCCACAACCCCCGCGCCGCCUUCUGGUGUGAGGUGUGCGGCACCUCCAGGCUGGGCGCCAGGUGCGAGGCGGCGGCGGGGCAGGCGGCGGCGGCCGGCGCCGGCGCUGCGGCCCCUGCCGCCAGCAAGGGCAGCGCCAGCGGCGGCAAAGCCGGCGCCGGCAGCAGCGGCAAGGCCAAGCGGGGGAGCAGGAAGGCGGCGGCGGCGGCGGCCUCUGCGGCGGCGCCCUCCAUCCUGCGCUUCAUGUCUGCCAGGCAGCCCUCGCCGCCAGCAGGGCAGCAGCCGCAGCAGCCGCAGCCGGCGGCGGCGGCGCAGGAGGAGGCGCGGGCGGGGGGCGGCGAGGGGCAGCAGCCGCAGCAGGAGCCUCGCCACAACCACCAGCAGCAGCAGGAGCAGCAGGAGGAACAGGAGGCCCAGCCUGCAGGCAGCCUAGAGGUGGAUGAGUACGAGGAUGAUGAUGAGGAUGUCCCCCCAGGCAGCCCUCUGCUGCCGGGGGAGGAUGUGAUGGAGUGCACUGUGUGCGGGGAGUGGGUGCGAGAGACGCGGCUGCAGGCGCACGAGGACGCGCACCUGGCGGCCAAGCUGCAGCAGGAGGAGGACAAGCUGGGCCGCCUGUUUGCCAAUGCCGGCAACACCGCACCCGGCGCCGGCAGCCGCAAGAAGCGUGCGGCAGGCGGCAAUGCGGGGAGCCGUGGCGGCAGGCAGGGCACGCUGUUGACUGCUUUCAAGCGUCCCAAGCAGUAG